Molecule: messenger RNA, 605 nt
Organism: Alosa alosa (allis shad)
Lineage: Eukaryota; Metazoa; Chordata; Actinopteri; Clupeiformes; Clupeidae
Gene: crygmxl2
Product: crystallin, gamma MX, like 2
Biological process (GO): lens development in camera-type eye; visual perception
Molecular function (GO): structural constituent of eye lens
Source: RefSeq, a predicted model, not a curated record
AUGGGCAAGAUCAUCUUCUACGAAGGCCGCAACUACCAGGGCCGAUCCUGGGAAUGCAGUGGUGAUUGCUCGGACACCUUCAGCCACUUCACCUGCUGCAACUCCAUGCGUGUGAUGGGGGGCCACUGGGUGGCCUAUGAGAAGCCCAACUUCAUGGGCUACCAGUACAUGCUCAACAAGGGAGAGUACCCCGAGUUCAGCCACUGGAUGGGCUUCAACAACUGCAUCCGCUCCUGCCAGAUGAUCUCUCCCUACAGGGGAGCCUAUCGCAUGAGGAUCUACAACCGCCCCAACCUGUCUGGUAACAUGAUGGAGUUCAUGGAGGACUGCCCCAACGCCUACCACCAGCUCCGGGCCCCCGAGACAUCUACUGCCCCACGACUCAGGGGCUACGAAGUUCUUUACGAGCACCCCAACUACAGGGGGCGCCAGUUCUUCCUGCGCCCCGGCGAGUACAGAGGCUGCAUGGAAUGGGGCUGCUACAACCCCAUGGUGGGCUCCUUCAGACGCAUGAGACCCAGCAUCAUGUGAGGAGAACACACACACACACACACACACGCUCACGCUCCUUCAGACGCAUGAGACCCAGCAUCAUGUGAGGAGAA